CAUUUCUCCAGAAUCCCCCUUUAUCCCCGGUGCUGGACCAAGGAUGGACAGGAAGGAGAUCAGCAGAAGAAUAUUAGACUUCACCUUGGAGAUCAUCUCCCUGCUGAGCGGAGAGGAUUACACCAUAGUGAAGAAGACACCGGGAGAGACUCCCAUCAUCCAUGAGUCAGAAGAGUUGAGACUAACCCUCUUUAUGGAGCCUCCCCCCCUUAUACAUGAGCAGAAGAUCCUAGAACUCACCCACAAGAUUAUGGAGCUGCUGACUGGAGAGGUUCCUAAAAGGUGUCAGGAUGUGGCUGCCUUUGUCUCCAUGGAGAAGCAGGAGCAUUUAGAGGGACACAAGGAUCUGUACAUGGACACCAUAAUGGAGGAUCUCCAACCUUUGAUGAAACCAGAUUCUGACUCCAGGAGGAUAAAUCCCCCCGAGAGAUGUCCUCAUCCUCUGUAUUCCCAGGACUAUCCAGAGGAGAAGCUCCCAGAGAACCAUCAGGAUGAAAAUCUGAUGGAUAUUAAGGUUGAGGUUAAAGAUGAAGAAGAAGAGGAGACGGAUUUAUGGGGCGAUCAGCAGGAUGGACUCAUAGAAAGAAAUCCCCCUGAGAGAUGUCCCCGUCCUCUGUAUUCCCAGGACUGUCCAGAGGAGAAGCUUCCAGAGAACCAUCAGGAUGAAAAUCUGAUUGAUAUUAAGGUUGAGGUUAAAGUUGAAGAAGAGGAGAUGGAUUUAUGUAACGCUCAUCAGUAUGGACUCAUAGAAGGAAAUUCCCCCGAGAGAUGUCCCCGUCCUCUGUAUUCCCAGGACUGUCCAGAGGACAAGCUCCCAGAGAACCAUCAGGAUGAAAAACUGAUUGAUAUUAAGGCUGAGGUUAAAGAUGAAGAAGAGGAGAUGGAUUUAUGUAGCACUCAUCAGUAUGGAUCAAGGAGGAGAAAUCCCCCCAAAAGAUGUCCCCAUCCUCUGUAUUCCCAGGACUGUCCAGAGGAGAAGCUCCCAGAGAACCAUCAGGAUGAAAAUCUGAUUGAUAUUAAGGUUGAGGUUAAAGAUGAUGAUGAAGAGGAGAUGGAUUUAUGGGGCGAUCAUCAGUAUGGAAUCAUAGAAAGAAAUCCCCCCAAGAGAUGUCCCUGUCCUCUGUAUUCCCAGGACUGUCCAGAGGAGAAGCUCCCAGAGAACCAUCAGGAUGAAAAUCUGAUUGAUAUUAAGGUUGAGGUUAAAGAUGAUGAUGAUGAAGAGGAGAUGGAUUUAUGUGGCGAUCAUCAGUAUGGAAUCAUAGAAAGAAAUCCCCCCAAGAGAUGUCCCUGUCCUCUGUAUUCCCAGGACUGUCCAGAGGAGAAGCUCCCAGAGAACCAUCAGGAUGAAAAUCUGAUUGAUAUUAAGGUUGAGGUUAAAGAUGAUGAUGAAGAGGAGAUGGAUUUAUGUGGCGAUCAUCAGUAUGGAAUCAUAGAAAGAAAUCCCCCUAAGAGAUGUCCCCGUCCUCUGUAUCCCCAGGAUGGUCCAGAGGAGAAGCUCCCAGAGAACCAUCAGAUGACAAAUCAGGGGGAAGAUCUGAUUGAUAUUAAAGUGGAUGAUGAAGAAGAGCGGAUGAUGGGCGAGCCCCCGUGUAAGAGUGAGGUGGAGGAGGACAUUCCAGUCCAUGUGACCACAGAAAAUCUCAAGAAUUCUGAGGAAAAUGUCAUAUUAACAGUAGACUAUAAAGAAAAAGAUGAAGAUAUCGAGCAGCGCUCUUCAGAAGAAAACCUAAUUACCUGUAAUGUACAUCAAGGACUUAACUGUACAGACCCGUCAUAUAAUCCUCCUAAUCAUGAGGAACCUGCUCCUGACCAAUCACAGAUUGUUACCAUAAUUAUUGGGCAGGAAGGGGGUAAAAGUUUUAAUUGUGGGGAAUGUGGAAAACAGUUAAAAACCAGAUCCACUCUUAAUGCCCACAGAAAAAUUCACAUUGGAGAGAAAGCAUUUUCAUGUCCAGAAUGUGGAAAAUGUUUUACAAAUAAAGCAAAUCUUUUUAGACAUGAGAGAAUUCACACAGGAGAGAAGCCAUUUGCAUGCGCAGUGUGUUCAAAAUGUUUUUCAAAUAAACCCGAUCUCGUUAUACAUGAGAGAAGUCACACAGGAGAGAAGCCAUUUUCAUGUUCAGAAUGCGGGAAAAGUUUUAAAAGGAAAUCAGUACUUGUUGCCCAUCAGAGAAAACACACAGGAGAGAAGCCGUAUUUAUGUUCAGAAUGUGGUAAAUAUUAUAUAACAAAAGCCAUACUUAAAGAACAUCAGAGAAUUCACACUGGAGAGAAACCAUUUUCAUGUUCAAUAUGUGGGAGCCGCUUUUUAUGUAAAUCAAGUCUUACAAAACAUGUGAGAACUCACAAAGGAGAGAAGCGAUUUGCAUGCUCAGUGUGUUCAAAAUGUUUUUCAAAUAAACCCGGUCUCGUUAUACAUGAGAGAAGUCACACAGGAGAGAAGCCAUUUUCAUGUUCAGAAUGCGGGAAAGGUUUUACAAAUAAAUCAGAUCUUGUUAAACAUCUGAGAUAUCACACAGGAGAGAAGCCGUAUCCAUGUUCAGAAUGCGGGAAAAGCUUUGUUACAAAAACCAAACUUAAAGAUCAUCAGAGAAUUCACACAGGGGAGAAGCCAUAUUCAUGUUCAUUAUGUGGGAAAUAUUUUAGACAAAAGUCAAGUCUUGUUGCACAUGAUGAGAAAAAUCACACAGGAGAUAAAUGAUUUUGAUGUUCUUUAGGUACUAUAUGUUUUACAACAUCAUAAAAUCUAAUUUUGAAACUCACAUAGAGAAAAAAACACCCAAAUUCGAUUAACCUGAUGUCAACAGCGA
Messenger RNA from Bufo bufo (common toad), 2810 nucleotides. Its product is annotated as oocyte zinc finger protein XlCOF7.1-like. Gene Ontology annotation, cellular component: nucleus. The transcript has 19 exons. Gene Ontology annotation, biological process: regulation of transcription by RNA polymerase II. Gene Ontology annotation, molecular function: RNA polymerase II cis-regulatory region sequence-specific DNA binding; DNA-binding transcription activator activity, RNA polymerase II-specific. The record is from RefSeq and is a predicted model, not a curated record. NCBI's taxonomy places the organism in Eukaryota, Metazoa, Chordata, Amphibia, Anura, Bufonidae. Bases 44 to 2701 code for a protein of 885 amino acids.